AAAACAGACGGGAUCGGAGAAGAUUUGUGUCUAAUUGUCACGAUUCUUCCGAGAUGGACGUUGGAGUGUCCAAGUCCCAUGUGUUUCUCAACUACAGCCCCAGAGCCCUCUUCUCCCAGUGGAGCAUCCCGCUGGGUGCACGGCUUGUCAUGGACGCAGUAAAGGAAGGUCACAAGAGCACCAUGAGCUCGGGCAAAAUGGUGGCUCUGGCGGCAGGGCUCUCUGUCGGGGCCACGGUGGGCUACAUUGUCUACCGUCAUAUAAGCAGCACCAACAACAUUCAGGGGCCCAACACUGAGGUGUCCAAGAUGACACUUCCUGUAGAGGUUUAUAGAAGCAUAUCCAGAUGCCAAGCCAAGUUUUUGGACAUGGUGACCCAGAAAUCUGGAGCUCAUGUGAGGGUUUUGUCAGAUGCAGGGGAGCCUGGAUGUAAGACGGCCGUGUGUUUCCUGCUGCAGGGUUCUAAGGAGCAGGUCCUGUUGGCUCGCUGUGUCCUGGAGAACCUGGUCACUGAAUGUGAACCGGUGGCGGAGGAUUUGGAGGUUCCUCAGACCGCCUUUGGACGUAUAAUAGGCCGCGGUGGAGAGAGCCUGAAACUCAUCACUAGGACCACAGGAGCCAAAGUGGUUUGUUCCAAAGAGAAGUCGCCUGGUCCUGGGGCAAAGGGCAAUGUGACAAUCACAGGGACCAGACAGGAGGUGAAACAGGCCAAGGAGCUUAUUCUCGAAAAAGUCAAAGAGGACAUGAUGGUGAGGACAAAGAUCUCCCAGUCAUCUGCUCAGCGGCAGAAACGUGGUCAUACUGCUGUGAAUCAGAGGCCAGACAGCACGAAGACUGAAGCACCAGUGGGCCUGAACAACAACGGUCCUUACUCCCAGACUGAGAAAAAUGGGCUUAUCCAUGCCAAUGGAACCACAGGAGAGCCUGAGAAAAUUUUAAACAAGCUAGAGGAGCUGAAAAUCACUAACACGGACAACAAUGGGGAGGACGAGAGUUUGUCCGCUGACUCUCUCUCUGAAAUUUCCAAGUUCGAAAUUCCCAGCCCAGACCUGAGCUUCCAGCCCGAUGAACAUCUCGAGGUUUAUGUUUCUGCUCAUGAGAACCCCAACCACUUCUGGAUUCAGAUCCUGGGGGUUCGCUCCCUGCAGCUGGACAAGCUCACAGAGGAGAUGAACCGCUUCUACAACAGUGUCAACCCCACUGAGCAGAGGGUAGAGACCAUUGUCGUGGGGGACAUUGUGGCUGCUCCAUACCAAGACCACGGCACAUGGAACAGGGCCAGGGUGCUGGGUGUCCUAGCCUCUGGACUGGUGGACCUUUACUAUGUUGACUUUGGGGACAACGGGGAGCUGCCCAGAGACAGCCUCUGCAGAAUGAGGAGUGACUUCCUCAGCUUGCCAUUCCAAGCUAUUGAGUGCAACUUAGCAGGAGUAAGACCAAAAGGAGAGGUGUGGACUGAGGCAGCCCUGGACGAGUUUGAGCGGCUCACAUACUGUGCCUCCUGGAGACCUCUGCAGGCCAAACUGUGCAGCUACUCUCACUCUGAGAUCUCCUCCUGGCCUAGUGUCAGGCUCUGUGACACCAGUGAGGGCAAGAUGGUGGAUAUUGGUGAGGAGCUCAUAAGGCUGGGCCAUGCUGUCAGCUUCCAGGAGGUUGCAAACGGGAGGACUGAGGGAGACAAUCUUGGCUGUCUGCGGAGGAUGCUGGAUGAUGUAAUAGGAGCAUCAUCAGAGCUCAGUCUCUCCUGUAUCAGCUUGUCAGGCGCUCAACAAAGUGAAGGCUGGUCGUGUGAGCAGACAUCAUUGGUGCCAUCUCCAUGUUAUGCACACAUCCUGAGAUCUGUGGAGCUACAUAAUAGGCUGCCUCAAUCUCAGGAAGCGUUGAUGAUGUCAUAGAGGAUGAGCUCCUCUGAGACCAAAGAUGUACAUAAAUAUCAAGCACUGAUGAUCCACUCCUCUGUAUCAGUUCAAGUGGGAUGAUGGGACCUUUCCUUGUCUGACCCGAACUCAACCACAUAAAUCCUCAUCGUGAAGCCUUACCUACUAGACAAGCGACAGCGUGGCAGUUCUUCCAGCCAUAUUCACUUUAUUGUUGUUACUUCAGUACAGAAUGAAUAUGUUUUACCUUUAUUCUGUUCUGUAUUACCUUAUGCUGCUUUGCUUUUAUGUGUUGUUACUAUAUUUUGUGUUCAAGAAAUGAAGAGAGGAACAAAAACAGAAUGCCAGUAUUAUUUUUGAAAAGCACUGUGAUAAAAUCACUGGAGACAGAAGGCAGCUGGUUAGCUAAUAAUCAUAUCAGUUUGUUUCUCGACUUGUAUGUGUAUUAAGAGUUAACUGCCAGUCUAUUUGGCUUCUCCAGUUAUUAUAUUUUGGAAAUGAAUACAUUAUAUACAUAUUGAAUGUGGCCCUCAGAUUUUGUUCAGUAUAAAAAUGUGGCAUCUACUGUAUCAUUAACUAAGGACAGAGGAAAGUGGUAGUUUGUCUUCAGAGGUGUAAUAGACUGCACUAUAUAUAAUAAAGGAUUUAUUUUAUGUCACAAGAA
Molecule: messenger RNA, 2541 nt
Organism: Acanthopagrus latus (yellowfin seabream)
Lineage: Eukaryota; Metazoa; Chordata; Actinopteri; Spariformes; Sparidae
Gene: tdrkh
Product: tudor and KH domain containing
Exons: 15
Coding region: 54-1895 (613 amino acids)
Biological process (GO): spermatogenesis
Molecular function (GO): RNA binding
Source: RefSeq, a predicted model, not a curated record